ACUUUAUUUAAUAAACAAAAAAAAAACCAUUUACAAAAAAUCCAUUUGACAUACACAUAAAUGCUAGAGUAGGUACAGUUUUAAGAGUUCCAUCAGAACCAUUUAAAAAUAACAUUUCUGUCGAAACGUGUUUGUACGUUGAUAUUUGAACUAGACCAUUUCCAGCAGACCUUACUUACUUAAGCAUCUCUUUGUUACAGUUCAGUCAUCGACAUCGAAACUUAACGUCCAGAAAAACAAUUACUACCUGUUAAAAAAGCAGUGGAACCGCAAUGUGCGAGUACGUGUGCUCACGCGCAGUGACCGAAAUCGCCCAAUCACCGCUCGGCUGUUUCCGCGAGACCUGUCAGUGAGACGACAAGAUGGCGGAGAAGGUCAGCUGAUCGGAGACUCGCUCGCGCAGGCCUGGGAGCAAGCGGCGAAGCAAACGCAUUAUGCAGGUGUUCGGGGAGUGGGCUCAAGUGGAGGCGGUGGAGCUGGUUAACGAUGGCUCCGGUCUCGCUUUUGGCAUCGUGGGCGGCCGCUCCUCGGGCGUCGUGGUCAAGAGCGUGUUGCCGGGCGGCGUGGCUGACCGGGACGGUCGUCUCCGUAGCGGCGACAUGCUCCUGCGCAUCGGCGCCGUGUGUGUGGUGGGGAUGUGUGCGCGGCAGGCGGCGGCCGUGCUGCGGCAGUGCGGCGCUUGCGUGCGGCUGCUGGUUGCGCGGCCGGCGAGCAGCGUGGCACAGAGUCUCGGCGCUUCACCCGCGCCCGUGGUUCCAUCUAGACUGCUGACUGACCCAGUCGAGCUGGAACGGAGGUUGGCCGAAGCGGGACACGACGGUUUUGGUGCUCUUUGCGAAGAUGCGGCUCCUGUGUCGCCCCCGCCCACUAUUAUCGAGGAGAGGCUGCAUCAUAGGCCUGUAGCGUCUAUGGUAGCUGUGGUGCCGCGCGGGGCGCUCGCUCCUUCUCCCCGCCCCCCGCCACUUAUCCUGCCCCCGCCGGACCCGCAACCUCCACCUAUGAGGCUGCCGCUCGACAUGGCGAUUCGUGGUACGGGGGAGCCAGAGACCUUGAGCUAUCAAGUGGACCUCAACAAGGACUCUGCGCUCGGCCUGGGCAUCACCGUCGCUGGCUACGUAUGCGAGCAAGAGGAGUUGAGCGGCAUUUUCGUGAAAAGCAUCAGCGAGGGCAGCGCCGCAGAUUUAUGUGGCAGGAUACAGGUCAACGACCGCAUUGUUGAGGUUGAUGGUGUGUCUCUCCACGGAGUGUCCAACCAUCGGGCAGUGGCGUUGUUGCGAGAUGCCAAAGGGCCGGUGGUGCGGUUGAAAGCUUUAAGGUAUCUUCGCGGGGCGGGGUUUGAGAAGCUACAGAAAGCCCUAGCGGCCCAGGAUGGAAGGAGGUCGCCUCUCGCUCCUCCCAGCCCGUCUGUCACCUCCCUUGCCAAGUAUAGUUUUAGUGUGUACGACGAAUCAACAGUGAUAGAAAUCGAGCCAGACUCGGAAGCCCCAGGGCACCCGCCGUCACCCCAAUCGCCGUCGGACGACGCCGAGAUCGUGAUCGGACGAGACGACGAGACCGCCGAGCGGGAGGCGCGUCGGAUACAGGACAAGUGGCGGGACAUACUGCAGAACGAGCAGGACUGGCCGGGGCGGCAGCAUGAGUACGAUAUCAUUGUUGGAACAAUAAUCAAAGAGAAGGAUAGCGGGUUGGGCAUUUCACUUGAGGGCACCGUGAGAGUGGUGGGUGGCAAGGAGGUGCAAGCGAGACACUACAUCAGGGCCAUAGCCCCGAAUGGCCCUGUGGCGAGAUUAGGAUUGUAUAAAGUUGGAGACGAGUUGCUGGAGGUAAACGAGUGGCGGGUACUAGGCGCGCAUCACGUUGAGGUGGUGACACGGUUACGCGCGGUGACGUCGCCGGUUGUGCUGGUCUGUGUGAGGAAGCGGGAUUACGAAAACAAAGAGAAGACUGAGGGCAGUUUUGCUAGGAGCAAGACCCUCGGCGGCAGUCUUCAAGACCUGUUGACGCCUCCGCAACGACUCAUCAAAGCAAAGUCGGAGAGUUCAGUAGCUUCGUUAUGUAGCACUAACACUAUCAUGUCUACGGGGCACGAUCAUGACGAGUUCUGUACGGAAGAACUGGACCGCAACCGUUCCCGUUCACUAGAGCCGCUGAGUGGUCUAGCGAUGUGGAGCGACCGCGUAGAAUACAUUCAACUGCAGAAGGAAGAACGGGGGCUUGGCUUCUCCAUACUUGACUAUUUGGACCCGUCGGAGCCCGGCAGCUCGGUGAUCGUGGUGCGGUCGGUGGUGGCGGGCGGCGCGGCGGCGGCGGACGGCCGCCUGGCGCCGGGCGACCGCCUCGUGUCCGUCAACGCGCAGGACGUCGCUCGCGCCCCCCUCGCGCUCGCCGUGCAGGCCAUCAAGAGUGCACCCAAGGGUAUCGUGACCAUCGGCGUGGCCAAACCUCUGCCCUGCAGCACAGUGGUUGGAGGUCAGAAAGCGAACGGACACAGCAUGCAAGGCAGCCAGGAAUGCAUAAACUCGCUGGCGUCAGACGACCACACCGGGAUGGAUUCCUUUCAUGAAUGCCUCCAAGAAUACGGAGAAGGCCUAGAGGUCGUCCAAAUAUGCCUCGAACCCGAGGACACAUCUAUCAAGGACGAGGAAAUAUCAGCCUUGUGUGAUCUCAGCUUUGAUGAUUGUGUCAAACGAGAUGAUACUUUGAACGAAAACAUUAAAAAUGUAUCAGACAAAGUUAACGGCGUAACUGAGUUGAAAGCAUCAAAAUCUGUCGACUCGUUAGAAGACCCUGAUGACGAUAUGACAAUAAGAGAAGAUGAUGUUUUAAUUACGCCACGAGAACUCCCCGAUAUCAGAACGAAAUUUGUUAAUGACAAACAAUCGGAACGAACUUUGUCUAAACAACAAAGUAAAGAUAUAUCGACAUCAGAUGAAAUGGUUUUUGCAGUGACACCGACAGGCUUAGAAAGAAUUAGUUUUGAAAAAUAUUGGAAAGAAUGUGACACGAAGACUACGUUAGAAAAAGUGAAAAGUGAUGAAAGUUGGAAAGAGUGCUUAAAUUCACCAACAGAAGAAACUUCAAGUUUUUACGACGCUACCACAAGAAUUUCCGUCCAAGAAGAUGGGCAGUCCCUUCUGUUUAUAGACCAUGAAAUUGAUGGCUACGAAACGUGCGUCGAUGACGAUUCUUCGUCCGUUAAGUGUACAGAAAAGAAUGGCCAUAAAAUCAACGGCGAUCGGGAGAUCAAAGUGGAAGAUAAACACGAUAAAACAGAUGCGAGAAACAAAGACAAAGGCGUCGAUGCCAAAAAUAUAGAACAGAACACUCCCAGUAUCUUAGAUGAAGUGUCGUAUAAUCCGUGCAUCCAAGAACAUAUAAUAAAACAAAUGAAAUCCUUAAGAAUUGAACCCUUAAAUAUGAAUAUAAGUCAUAAGAAGAAAAAGAAAAGUCCGACGAAACCUAAACCGUCCAAAACUGUGCAGUGUGUCGAAUACUAUAAUGAUCAAGCCGAAUGUUUAGAAGAAAUAAGACAAAAGAGGAUAAAAGAAGAGGAAACCAUACAUAAAGCAGAGCAAAAGAAGAUUCUGGAUUCGAAUAAAGCUGUAAUGCAGAAAAAACUUCAUUUAAAAAUGCAGGAACCGAGUGAAGAAUCGACAGACUUGGAAACAAGUUACGUUCCAGGGUGCCAUAAGUGUUUUUUAGAGAACUAUGCCUACGCUAUCACGAAAGCGUAUAUAGCGGAGGCCCACGCGUGCAAGUUUUGUGAAGUGAUUCGUGAGAUACUGGAGGUUCCGAAGGAUGUUCCGGAUCGGAGAAUGUCUGCGCCCGCCUUCGUCAGCCUGGAGAGUCCAGGGUCGACGACGGAAGAGGAGGAUCUGUUGAUGGUGCCAAUCGUGAAGGACAGGAGGAAGUCUGCUGGUCCUUUAAAGUUUCUUGUGCCUUCUAGGAGAACAAGUUACGCUCCUCAAUCAGCCAUGACGGUGACGGCGUCGCCGCGGCGAGAAGGACUGGCUGGCCAGCAAUGGGGGCCGCCCCGAAAAGUCACUCUGACUAGAUGCCCCGGUGCUCCUCUAGGAGUCAGCAUCGUUGGAGGGAAGGUUGAUAUUAUUGAUAAUCAAGAUAACGCUGGAGCCGAUGACAAGGCCAUAUUUGGGAUAUUCAUCAAAAAUGUUGUUCCGGAGAGUCCAGCCGGGAAAUGCGGAGAGCUGCAUACCGGUGACCGUAUCCUCGAGGUGGAUGGAGUGUGCGUCAGAAACGCGCAGCACGAGCGAGCGGUGCAGCUCAUCAAAGCAGCUGGUGAUACUGUCACGCUCACUGUUCAGAGUCUACCAACUUGGAAUACCGACUCGUCAGAUGUGGAAGCGGAAGCGUCUCCGCACCCCGCGCGGCGGACGCCAUUGCCUAUCGACGGGACGCCAGAACACGAAAUCAAGAUAACAGUGACAUCAGAGCCGGACAUAGAGAAAGAGUCAGAAGACACCGAGAGGGAGACAGAGAAGUCGACUUCAGAAACCGAACCGACGCCACCGAAGAAGCCUGUUUACUCGGACUCGGAGAGCAGUGAUGAUGAAGAGGAUGAGAGAGAGCUACAGGGACGAACUUACUCGGAUAAAGGGGUUGAGAUCGAUCGAGCAUCAGCCGCCGCGGUCAAACGCAGCAAAGAAGAGAAGGAGGCAGAUAAGGAAGAAGAAGACGACUUCGGCUACACGACAAACAAGAUCCGCAAGAAGUACGCGUCCCUCGGCGACAGCGUGGUUGUGACGAAGCUCGAACGUACGGCGCGGGCGGGGCUGGGGCUCUCGCUGGCCGGGCAUCGGGACCGAAGCCGCAUGGCCGUGUUCGUGUGUGGGCUCAACCCUGCUGGUUCAGCUGCUAAGGCCAGCCCACCAGUCAAGGUCGGCGACGAGAUCUUAGAGGUGAACGGGAUUGUGCUUCACGGUCGAUGUCAUCUCAACGCGUCCGCCAUCAUCAAGGGACUCGUUGGGCCAGUCUUCAAGAUCAUACUUCUAAGGCGGAAGUCGGCGCUAGAAGACGUCGCUGUAAAGCCGCUGACGCAGUUUCCGGUCGCCCUCGAAGAAGAUUCGGAGGACAAAUAUGCUGCUUACAAAGGCGUCCGCGACAUCACCAUCAAAAAGGGUCCCUCGGGCCUGGGCAUUAUGAUCAUCGAGGGCCGGCAUACGGAAGCCGGCCGAGGAAUCUUCGUCUCCGACUUACAAGAGGGCAGCGCUGCCGAACAGGCCGGUCUCCAAAUAGGAGAUAUGAUAUUGGCUGUGAACAGAGAUUCCUUAUUGAGUUGCAGUUACGAUGCAGCGGCGGCAAAAUUGAAGCACACUGAGGGCGUCGUGGUACUCACCGUGUGCAGUCCCAACCAAAAGGAUGACAAGACUGAUGAUGCCAGUGGUUCAGCUGCCAACGCGACGUCACGACCAGCUAGCAGGAACCAAACCCCGGAUGCUGGCAAGGCAGGCGCAUCUCGCCCUACCACGCCGAGGCCAGCACCUUCUCCAGUCAAAGCUGAACCUCCUCCCGACCCUGCGACGUGUCACCCCAUUCCAAAUCAAGACACGGUCAUCGAAAUUAACUCAGCCAACGAGAUUCUAGGCGUCGUCCUACUAGGUGGCAGUGAUACUUUAAUCAAUGGAGCAGCAGCGGUGAUCCUAGAUAUUUAUAAAAAGGGUACUAUAGCGAAGGACGGGCGGUUGAAGGUCGGAGAUCAGAUCGUAGAGUGCAACGGCAUCCACAUCACCAAAGAGAUGACUUACGAACGAAUCGCCAUGAGCAUCAAGCAGCGAGCGCCUAAGAUGAAGCUGACAGUAUUCCGUCCAGACCCCAUCCCCUACACAGAAGUGGAGGUGGAACUGACGCGCAAAGCAGGCAAGACUCUUGGCCUGACUUGCAUCGCACCGGUGGAGGGCGCGGGAGUUUACCUCGGGGAUUUGCUACCUGGCUCCCCCGCGGACCUAGACGGCCGGCUCCAGAAGGGUGACUUUCUCGUCUCCGUGGAUGGCAAGGACGUGUCCAAAGGCGACUACGUGGCGGCGGCUACGGCGCUGAAGCUCUGCUCCAACAAGACCCAGAUCAAAGUCAAGAGGUUCAAGAUUGUUAGAUAAUAAGUUGACAAUGGCGCGGAAUCGCCAUCUAGUUUGUACUUUUAGGUAUUUAACAGGAUGUGAACUAAAGAAACUUAGCGACUGGCUUAUUGGGGUGACAUAUCAUAUGAUUUAAAAAAUCUAUAGAAGUAGUAUGACUUUCCCAUCACGGAACAAUAGCGUUCCGGUCAUUUGGGAGACGUACGCAGAGCCGAAACCAUAGGCCGUAGACGCCUUUUUGAUACUUAAAUGAAACGUAAACCGAGCGGAUGCUGCCUUUGUUCGUGUCAUGAAACCCACGCAGAGACAGCACCCCACAGGAUAAGUACGUUUAAGAGUUGAUGGAAUCUAAAAUUAAUUAGGCUAUUGGUUGAAAGCGAUGGACUAAAUACUGGGCUAUGGGAAAAAACCCUUUGACACUAUUAUUCAUCUAAAUAUCUGAAAGUACAGACUGCAGACUAUGUAAAUGGAAUAGAAAAGGGCGUGUACAGGUAGGGCAAUAUCGUAAUAGUACUGUUGCGUUUAGGCUUUAGGGUUGCCAAAACCGGCGAAGAACACUGGUUGACAUAAUUUUAAUUGUCCUAAAGUUAAUUUAUAAUUUUAUAGCUAUUAACAUACAAAUAAAUUAAUUUAUCAGUAGUAAACCACGCGAAAUUAAUUUUGUAUGGGAGAGCGAACCCUCUUUGAAAUUGGUCGCAUUUUUCCUGAAAAAAAAAAAGGUUUCGUAGACUAUCUUUUGCUUAUUUGUUUUAAUAAGUUAUCUACUUUAUUAAUAAAGUUCACAAGUAAUGUUGCUAUAGUAUUCUAUUAGGACACAUUAUUCAAUUUUGGCAAUCCUUUAGCUCGAUACAUUUUAACAUUAGAAAAAGCAAGGAUGAAAUACUGAGUGGCUGUUUUGAGUGUAACUUCAAAAGUGGAUUGACAAUACGCUGUUUUAAUUAUAUUUUAAAGACCUUUCAAUACUUAUGUCGAUAGUUUGAAACUUAUUGAAGGAAGGUAAGGAAUUAUGUUUUACAAAUACAUUUGUUUUCAGUCAAUUACUACUCGCAUAGCAAUAAAAAAUAAAAAUAAAAUAAAACACAUUUUUAUUGUAUUUUUUCUUUUUUACUGAUUGAUAUGCUGGUACCAAAAGACCUAUGAAAAAAUUGAAAGAAUAAAAAAUCUCAUGCCAGCCCUUAUCAAUUGACCAAUUCAUGUUAGGUAUUAUUGAGUUUACCUAAAGGAUGAUUUCUUUCAAUAGGUUUUAACUAUGAAACCCUCAUCAGAGAUUCUUUAUGACAUAAUUGCUUAUUUAGAUUGAACGUUUUAUUUUUCUGACAAAUCAGGCUUUGAUAGAGCUGUUAUGUAAAAUUGUAAGAACACAGAUAUUUUGAAAGUAAACCGAUAUUUAUCUUACACUUAACAGCUACUAAAUUCUUGCUCAUUUGUGAUACAUUCUGGUUUUCGACAAGUGCUAAAAAAACUUGCUGUAAGCAAACCCCAGUGCAGCAAAUUUUUAACUAUUAGCAGCAUUUAUUUUUACUUAAUAACUCCUUACCAAAUUUUGAACGAAUCGAUAUAAAAAGAUUUAUAAAAUAACCUAUGAGUCUCUAUUAAAAAAUCUAUGAACAACAUAAAAAAACAACCUACUGUUAUCAGUAGGCAGUAAUUAAAUACAUUUAUGCAGUUUUUGUAUAGUUGUGUCUUUGUAUCAUCAAACUUGUUUUUUGUGUAUUCGUAGGUAUAUUAGAGAAUCAGUAUUUUGAGUACAAUUUUGCGAUCUGAGUUAAUCUUAGUUUAAUUCUAAGACAGGCCGAAAUGACCCUUGGUUGUAGCUGCGUCAUUUCAGUAUUAAUAUUUAGAUUUUGUUAUCAACGUUUUAGAUUUAUGAUCCUUUUAAUCAUAGAUGGGACACAAUAGACAUUUAUUCAAACAUAAUUUAUUUACAUCGUGGUAUAAUUGAACAAUUUCUUAUCUACAUAUAAUUUUGAACUAAGUAGGUAUAGCAAUAAAAAUACCCAUCUACGAUUACAAGAAUCAAUUAUUUCAUAGAAAAAUAUCUUAGCUUGUAAAAUAUUCAAAGUACGAAACCUCUAGUCCACGCCUAUGUAGUAAAGUCGAAGCAUUUUCAUAUUAAGUUAUGAGGCAAUAAUUCAUUGCUAGAGUGCUAGAAAAAAUAACAUAUACUUAGCUAUUUAUUAAUACCAAUAUAGUAUGGAAAACAGUAAAGCAACAUUUUGUAAUAUUUUUUUAUUGUAAAAUCCUGUUUUUUGUUAAAAAAGUACAUAAAUGUAAAUCUUUUUAGCUGAAGUCUUGAUAGGCUUACUAGUGUAAUAACUUCUGUAACGAGACAAAUUAUAUGUAAAUGAAGAUAUGUCUCAAUUGCGUAUGGAUAACAUAAAUACUGCAUUUUAUAAGUUACGAUAAUAAAUGAUCCUUUUUAAUCGACUACAUCUAACAUCCCCUCAGCAAUGCAUGGCAAAGGUGGUUCUGGUGUAGUCGAUUUUUCAUCUAAUACUUUGGAUAUUUUUUAUAGAAACUGUGCCAACUCACUUACACAUUAUGUACCUAUAUUCAGGUCACCAUUUUAGCUAUCGCGUGGCAAUUGGUAUGCCUUACCAAGACCGUCAUCGAAGCGCUGCGGAUCGAUUAAAUAUGGCUUUUAUUGAAACUGGUGUUACAAGUUAUAGACCACUAGAAUUAAUAAUAAAUGAUAAAUCGACCGGGAUAUAAACCGUGAUUGCCUUUUAUAUUGUUUUUUAUUUAAGUCUAGUGAAACUAACCGUGAAUUUUUCAAAACUGUUAAGAUAUAGACCUGUCGAUUAUUUAUUUCUCUUUUAUUUUUAUUCUAUAUGAUUAUUUUCAUAUUAGGUUAAUAUUUUUUUCGAAGGACGCAACUUCGUCCGUACGUUACUGUUAUGUUGUCGUGCUGUUUAAUAAUUUCCACACUGGAUAUUAACUGAUUUCUUUGUGAUUAAAAUUUUAAACCCACAUGGAUUUACAAACGAACUCAAAUCUACUUAAAUAUAGGCGACGGGAAUUGUCAAGUGUCGCACUUCGUUGAUGGUCACGAAAGGUCGGUUGUUACCUAUAAUACAAAAUAACCAGUUGAAAAAACUGUAAAAGUUGCGUAGCAUAAUUCUAAAUCAUUGUAAAGUGUAAAAAAUUUCCUAUAAGUGUAGAAUUGAAUUGUAUAUAUAUGAUGCUUCAUGCCGCUGGAGUCGCCUUUCAGAGCUUACCCGUCUGUCAAAACCUCAGCCAAUGGUCACAUGUAUUGUAUGGACAGCCGUUUAUCGGACAUGGCUAUUUAUGCGUUACGUACAAUAAUCGCAUAAAGAGGCAGACUGUUUUGUACAGAAAACUACAGACAAGGCGUCUCCAGUUGUUAAAUUCUGUCCAUCAUAAAUCCAUUAUGAUCACUUAACUUAGUUACUUUGUAUAGAAAUUGUGUUGAAUUUUGUUAGAGAGCUGAAAUAAAAACUACCAUCGUUGUUUUUUCAUCAAUGACAGUCCUAUCUAAGGGGAUGUAUAGAGGGUUUUUAAGGUUUUCACUUUAUCCCACAUAAGUUCCCUAAAUUUUUAAAAUAUUCUAAGAUGGGUAUGAGAUAUCAUAAAUAGUUUAAACACAGUGAAAACAAAAUGAUAGUGCAUCGCAGCGGUCGCAGAAAACAAAAGAAAGAUGGGGUGAGUAAUUUUAAACCUUUAGUGCCACUUACACCAUCCCACUAACCCGGGGUUAACCGGUUUAACCGUUAAUCCAGUGUCAAAUUGUACAGGUAACCAUAGUGACUCCAGGUUUAACUGGUUAACCCCUUGGGUUAGUACGAUGGUGCAAGAGGCCCUAAGAGUUUAAACCUCAUAGUUAAAUAUUAUUAUUUUAAAUAUUUCGUAUAUGUACAUAACGUGACAUAACUAUUUGUAUGGUUGCAUUUAAACUGGAAUUGUGUAGAUCUUUAAUCCUGAUUUUAAAAAAACACGUGACAAGUAAAGAAAACCUUUAUUAAGACAGCCUACUUUUCUGUAUUCACUGUGAUUAAAAUUUUAAUUAUUAUAUUAGCAACUUCUAGUGGAAAAAUACAAAUGGCCUGCUUCUGUAAAAACUAUAUUCUGACAUGUGAUAUCGUUUGAAAAUAGUUAGGGAUAACGUAAAUGCCUGCGAUCCCCAAUGGCACAUUUUAUGUAAAUUUUGGGUUUAGCAAAUUAAUCUUACGAAUUGCACCCGUCGUUUUUAAUGAUAUACUAUAAAGGUACCUUUGUAUUAGAUACUUUCUAUUAAUAUGUAUAAUAUCCACUAAACAAUAAUAACAUUUCAAAGUACUAUUUUUUGUCAAUGGCAUAUUAUGUAGUAAUGAAGAAUGAUACUAACUACUACGACGCCUUAUCACUAGUAUCAAGGUAGACGUCAGAAAAAAACUUGCUAUUUUGUUCAAGCAGGCGUUCUCCUUAAUUUUAUUUUGAAAAUGUUAACGAAACUCAAAACCUGCUAACAAUUGUAAAGUAUUUGCAAUAUUAGUACAAGGCGAUAAUUUAUGAAUUUAGCUGUUUGUGAUAAAAUUUUAAAAUAUUUUAUUCUUAGUCAUAAUGUUCUAAGCGAUCCUAACCAGGCGAAUGGCAGCGUAAGUUUAGGUAUAAUAGGAGUCUCGAGAUAUACCUGUAUCUGCCAUUCGGGAUUUAGAUUUAAGCCUUUGUAAGUAGAAUCCUAAAAUUUCAUCGUAGAUGUUUCUUAUCCUUCAAGUAAAUUAUAUAACAAAGCCUUGUUCAUACUAGUUUAAGUUAAAUAAAUAUAGUUAGUAUAGAUUAUUAGAUCAAAAAGAACAAUACAUUUAUUAUUAGAUGUUUCACUUUUCAGUCAUUUUAGUGGCUGUAAUUUUUAAAUUUAUUAAUGUAUUUCUUACAAUUAUACCGUUGGACUUUUAAAUAUAUACCUAAAUAAUGUACACUGGAAAUUGUAUGAAAUAGUGACUAUGUAAUAAAUUGUGCGCUUUUUUCA
Messenger RNA from Cydia pomonella (codling moth), 11058 nucleotides. RefSeq lists its product as uncharacterized. The record is from RefSeq and is a predicted model, not a curated record. The transcript is spliced from 35 exons. NCBI's taxonomy places the organism in Eukaryota, Metazoa, Arthropoda, Insecta, Lepidoptera, Tortricidae. Bases 435 to 6110 code for a protein of 1891 amino acids. Gene Ontology annotation, molecular function: protein binding.